CAUACCCGUGUCUCCGUCUGUCUUCGUUCACAUAUGCACAUGCCAACACAAACAUACACAAUACUGGGACUUAAGGAGACAGUGGGAAACAAGUGAUACACGAGGACAGACAGUUAGGAUGAUGGAAUAUGAUGUAAUAGUGCUGGGAACAGGACUGAAGGAAUGCAUCCUCUCUGGUUUAUUGUCUCAAAGUGGGAAAAAAGUCCUUCACAUUGACAAGAAUCCUUAUUAUGGAGGAGCGAGCGCCUCCAUUUCUCCUCUUGAGGAGCUGUACAAGAAGUUUAAGUUUCCAGGUCCUGAUAAAUCUAUGGACCGUGGAAAAGAGUGGAGUGUCGACCUUAUCCCCAAAUUCUUUCUUGCCAGUGGUCAGCUGGUGAAAAUCUUGGUGCACACUGAGGUUACCCGGUAUGUGGACUUCAAGGUCAUUGAAGGCAGCUAUAUGUACAAAGGAGGAAAGGUCCACAAAGUCCCUGCCACAGAGGAAGAUGCACAUAAUUCAGAUCUAAUGGGCAUGUUUGACAAGAGAAGAUUCAAGAAGUUGCUGCUUUUUGCUCUGAACUUCGAUGUGCGAAACCCUCGGACCUACCAGGACGUGGAUCCUCACAAAACCACCACGAGGGACCUGUUCAGCCGCUUCGACCUGGGGCUGGACGUGAUGGAGUUCACAGGUCACGCCAUAGCCUUACACACCAGCGAGAGUUACCUGGAGCAGCCCUGUGUGGAAACCAUCAGACGGAUCAAGCUGUACUCUGAGUCUCUGUCCCGUCACAACAUCAGCCCGUACCUCUACCCUGUGUACGGCCUGGGGGAGCUACCACAGGGGUUUGUCAGGCUGAGUGCAGAGUAUGGAGGAACGUUCCUGCUGAACAGAGCAGUGGACGAGAUUGUGAUGGAGAGUGGCCAAGUGAAAGCUGUCAAAUCUGAGGGGAAGCUGUUCCAUUGUAAACAGCUGAUCUGUGAUCCCAGCUACGUUCCCAACCGAGUGAGGAAAGUGGGCCGGGUCGUAAGGGUCAUCUGUUUAUUAAAUCACCCGGUUAAAAACACACACGAGGCCAAAUCCUGUCAAAUCAUUAUCCCUCAAACUCAACUCAACAGAAAGUCAGACAUUUAUAUAUCUGUGGUGUCGUACGCUCAGAAUGUGGCUUCAGAUGGGAUGUAUAUCGCCACAGUGAGCACCACUGCAGAAACCAGAAACCCAGAGAAAGAGGUUCAGCCUGGUCUCGAGCUUCUUGAACCCAUCAUGCAAAAAUUCGUUUCCAUCAGCAGCCUGUAUGUUCCCAAUGAGGACGGAAAAAGGAGUCAGAUAUUUGUGUCACGUUCCUAUGAUUCAACAAAUCACUUUGAGGAUGAAUGUGAAGAUCUUAAAGACCUGUACCUCCGGAUCACAGGAGCUGAGCUCUUUGGAGGAUCACAAAGACACCAGUCUCACAACUCUGACGACGACUGACAAACACUUUCACAUUAAUGAACCUGCGGACAGCCGUAGUGUAAUAAUGAUACUACACAGCUGUGAGGCUGUAGGUGUUACAUUGUGUAGCACACUAGUGAACUACAUAAAUGUAAAUGUUGUUGGCUGAAUUGUGUUCCCUUUACAGUAUGUAUGAAAUAUUUCAUGAGAAAAAUAUUCUUUAACUGUCUCUUACAGUAUAUGGUCAGUGAAAAUGUUUUAAAACAUCACACUUGGGAAUGACAGGGUUUUAUGCAUUCAAACUGAAAGUGGGCAUGUGGCACAGAGACAGAUGAUGAGAGAUGGAUCACACUGAUAUGUAGAGGAUUUGCAGAUGAAGCAGGACAAAGGCACUGAAUGAUGUCACAUGCUGCACACGGGCAACGGUGCUGGAGACAGAGGGCGCACAGACGAGUAAAGAGGCUUAACCAAAUGCAGCACAGUGUUUGGUUAAGUACAGACACCUCCAGCAUGCAGAUCAGGGACUGAAAAUAUUCACGCACGCUUUCAGAUUUCUUUUGCUGACAGCACAAACAACAGCUUGUUCGCUCUCUCUAUUUGGGAAUAAACAAUGACAGUUUAAUGUCUUUUACUAUACUAUACAUUUGUUAUAGUAUAGUAUAGACAUUUGUUAUAGACAAAACAUAAACGCAUAAUAAGCUGAACUCCAUCACAUAGAGAAAGACUCAGUAAAACACCUGUGCUGCAAUUUUUACUUUAUU
Betta splendens (Siamese fighting fish) is the source of this 2169-nucleotide messenger RNA. RefSeq lists its product as uncharacterized. Bases 119 to 1447 code for a protein of 442 amino acids. Gene Ontology annotation, cellular component: cytoplasm. The transcript has 11 exons. The record is from RefSeq and is a predicted model, not a curated record. Gene Ontology annotation, molecular function: Rab GDP-dissociation inhibitor activity. Gene Ontology annotation, biological process: protein transport; vesicle-mediated transport; small GTPase-mediated signal transduction. Lineage: Eukaryota; Metazoa; Chordata; Actinopteri; Anabantiformes; Osphronemidae.